Suillus subalutaceus is the source of this 573-nucleotide messenger RNA. RefSeq lists its product as uncharacterized. Lineage: Eukaryota; Fungi; Basidiomycota; Agaricomycetes; Boletales; Suillaceae. Gene Ontology annotation, cellular component: membrane; signal peptidase complex. The record is from RefSeq and is a predicted model, not a curated record. The transcript has 6 exons. Bases 1 to 573 code for a protein of 190 amino acids. Gene Ontology annotation, molecular function: serine-type endopeptidase activity.
AUGCUCAGGCUGGGCUUACGACACUCUCUACUCCAAUUUCUAAACUUUGCAUCCAUCAUCGCAUCUGCCCUCAUCCUAUGGAAAGGCCUUGGCCUCAUCUUGAACACGGAAUCUCCAAUUGUCGUCGUCCUCAGUGGCUCCAUGGAACCAGCAUUUUAUCGUGGCGACAUCCUUUUCCUCACUAACCCCCCACGCGAACCUUACCACACAGGUGAUAUCACAGUGUAUAACAUCCCCGGCGCUGAAAUCCCCAUCGUGCAUCGCGUCAUGGAGACACGGGACGUCUUUAUCCCAUUCCAUAAUUCUACGCAAAACCCCAUCAUUAAACUCGCAAAGCUCAAUCUCCCACCAGGGGAACAUCAGCUAAUGCUCACGAAAGGCGAUAAUAAUCAUGUCGAUGACAUUGACCUCUACCAGGGCCUUGAAUGGCUUGACCAAAGGCAUAUCGUUGGCAAAGUUCGCGGGUUCCUUCCGUACGUCGGUUACCUGGCGAUUGCCUUGAAUGAUUUCCCGCAACUUAAAUGCGCGAUCCUCGGAGGUCUUGGGCUUUUAGCUUUCAUACAACGGGACUAG